This is a messenger RNA of Brenthis ino (lesser marbled fritillary), 2646 nucleotides long. Lineage: Eukaryota; Metazoa; Arthropoda; Insecta; Lepidoptera; Nymphalidae. The record is from the annotation of a GenBank genome assembly.
AUGCUCAAUUGGUGGUCGCUUGAUAUGACGUUCCUGCGGACUGCAUAUUCUUCCAGCCCGCAUCUUAAAGUACGAACGACUUGGGUGACUGAUACGGUAUGCCUUCCGGAUGUCAAUAUCAUUGUUACGAGUUCAACAGAAAGAGAUCUUCGUUUUUAUGACUGCACUGCGAAGACAUUUACUCUCAAGAUUGUCAUAACUAGUUGGGAAUAUAUGAUAUGCGCAAUGCACUAUCAUUUCUCGAAGGACAUUAACGAGAAAUGCAUUUUGAUAUGUGGCGAUGUUGGCGGCAACAUACGCAUAUUGCUGUUCUCGCCAAUUAAACGUGGUCCCUUUCGCAACCAACCAGGGCGGGUCUUGUUGCAGUUGCGUCAUAUUGAUUUACAAAAACGGCCACACCUCCUCCCGGAGAUGCAGCUGAUAGAGAUGAAGGGCGUGCACAGCGAGUGGGUGCGCCAGGUGUCGUUCUACGCGUCGCUGCACUGCGUCAUGUCGUGCGCGACGUGCCCGGACUCGCUGCUCAUGUGCGACCUCGCUGCUUCCAAGACACAUAACAUGUUUAAAGUAGAUAAGGGAAUUCAAUGUUUUGCGUUCGACGAGGAAGCCCACGUGCUCGUGUCAGGUGGACCGGAUUGCGUCAUUCGUGUGUGGAAUCCAUUCGUACCCAGUAAGGCAAAUGUUACCCUUUUGGGUCAUCAUGCGGGAAUUAUAGCGCUUGUACUGCAAAACAGCGGGCAGACUAUCUAUUCGCUUUCGAGAGACCGCGUCAUUAAAGUAUGGGACGUACAAGGCCAAUCUUGUAUACAAACGUAUAUUGAUAUACCACCACAAAUAGGAGAACGUACUCCAAUUUCUGCAGUUUAUAACCCAGCCACGAGAGAGUUCAUUCUGGCUGCAAUCAAGAUUGCUAUAGUAGUGCUAGACGAGCAGCUGAAUCCUCAACAUACAGACGGCUUUACGCAUUCUAGAGCAAUCGCAAAAGUGCUAUAUAACCCACUAUUUAAAGUAGUUAUCACAUGUGGCAUGGACAGUAUUAUUAUUAAUUGGGAUCCACUUACUGGCAAACGUAAUGCCAUGGUGCGUGACGCCCACACGCGCCUGCUGCACGGCGAGCUCAUCCCAGUGGAGAUCACAGCAGCGUGCUUUGACCCUGGGAAUCAGCUUCUGCUAACCGGCGCCAGAAAUGGCACACUUAAGGUUUGGAAUUUUAAUACAGGACUUUGUUUAAGAAGUAUGGCAAUAGAACACAUGUGCGAAGUUACAAAUUGUUUCUGGGUGGAAGGAAGGAUUCUAGCAGUAGGGUGGAAUCGUCACGUGACAGAGUUCGAAGAUACGGGUACCGGUGAGAGCGGCAAGAGCUGGGAGACGCGCCACUCCGACGACGUGCUGGCGGCGGCGGCGCGCGCCCCGCUCACGCUCGCCACCGCCACGUACAACUCUGAGCUCAUCUUCUGGAAGCUAGAGACUGGACAGCCAUAUAGACGCUUUUCAUGCACCGAGCCCAUGCUCCGUAUCAAGAUGCAGUACACUAAACGCGCCGCCUCGCCGCAGCCAGUGUCUCCGCCGAUAACCGGGCGCAGCACUUCCAUCGUGCGACGACCUAGCAUGGGCGGGGCUCGUGAGUCCGUCAUCGACCCGUCGGCGGCGGUGGAGAAGGCGCGCGCGCGGCGCGUGUCGGCGGUGGCGCUGCCGGCGCGCGCGCGGCGCAUGCGCCAGCUCGCCGUGCACGCCAUGAUCUUCCUCACCACCAGGCCCUGCGACAUGCAUGUCGCAUCUCUAAUGGUGGCUUUGGAGAAUGGGCAAGUGCAGUGCUGGUCGGACCACCCGGCGGGCGGGCUGCAGGGCGCCUUCCAGAGCGUACACACGGCCGGCGACUACGUGUCGGCCUUCGCCACCGACGUCGACAACGAAUAUCUUUUCACUGGAACUACUGUCGGAUAUAUCAAGAUUUGGCUUAUGACUAAUUAUUUGACCAAUAAAGAGGUGCACGUGAGCAUGCCGCGGCUGCGCCUGGCGUUCCCGUUCCUGUGGCGCGACCGCGUGGCGGGGCGCGCGCGGCGCGGCGUGCGCGCGCAGCCGCGCCCGCUGCUGCUGAGCAGCGCGCGCGCGCACCUGCGCCGCGUCACCAGCCUCGCCUACCUCGACGACCUCAAGCUCGUACUCAGUGGGUCGUCGGACUACAGCGUGCGCGUGUGGCGCCUGUCCGGGGAGUACCUGCAGACGCUGGGCAGCUUCCUGUCGUGGUCUCUAGAUGUGCCCAGAUUUCCACCGGACGUGAAGAAAGUGGCCAGUUCCACUACAUUCAAGGUGUGGCGCGGCGGGCACGUGUCGCGCUACACGCCGGGGCAGGCGGCGCCGGACGCGCUGCGCGACAUCACGGCGGCGGAGCUGCGCACGCGCACGUACGGCGCGCCCGCCGCCGAGCCGCUGCUGGGCCGCCACCCGGCGCUGCCAGCGCGCCCCGACCCGCAGCCGCCGCCGCAGCUCGACGACUCUCUACCCACCAUCCCGCUGUACGCGCACCUGCGCAUGGCGUCGACGCAGCCGGUGCGGCGCGCGCGCACGCCCGAGCUGGUGCGCGCCACGCGCCUGCGCCGCGCCUCACCCAAGCACGCGCGCACGCACUUUGAGCGCGACCACUCGCGC